AGCUGCUGCGCUUCCCACGCCGCAUCAGUCAGCUCAUUGACACUCCGGAUAGACCUCUGAAACUUGGGUUUUGAUUCAGCAGACAUGGCAGCAGCAGUUAUCUCAAAUCAGAACGUGGUGGAGAGGGUGAGCAGCCUCCCCCUGGUGAGCUCCACCUAUGGCCUGGUAUCCAGCGUGUACUGCAACACCAAGGACACCCACCCUUACUUCAAGACGGUGUGUGAGGCUGCCGAGCAAGGCGUCCGCAACAUCACCUCCGUGGUCGUCACCACAGCUUCGCCCAUCAUUUACAAGCUGGAACCUCAGAUUGCCAUUGCCAAUGACCUGGCGUGUAAGGGUUUGGACAAGAUUGAGAAAACCUUGCCAAUACUUCACCAGCCAUCUGAGCAGGUUGUUUCUAGUGCUAAGGGUGUGGUAACCAAUGCCAAAGAAGUUGUGACUGGCAAAGUGUCCGGUGCCAAGGACACAGUUUCAGACACCCUGACCAGUGCUGUGACUAUGACGCGGGGCGCGGUGCACGAUGGGAUGGAGAGGACCAGGGCGGUUGUCAGUGGGAGUGUGACCACGGUGCUGGAAAGCAGAGUGGCUCAGCUGGUCAGCAGCGGGGUGGACACGGCCCUCAGUACCUCUGAGAGUCUGGUGGAGCAGUAUCUGCCUCUGACGGAGGAAGAGCUGGAGAUGGAGGCUGUGAGGGGCUUUGACAGCAAGAAGACGAGCUACUACGUCCGUCUUGGUUCCCUCUCCACCAAGCUCAGGAAGCGGGCGUACAACCGAGCCCUGGUCAAGAUCCAAGAUGGCAAGAUGACGAGCAGGAAAUUCAUUUCCGAGCUCAACUAUACUGUUGACCUGAUUCAACAUGACAGAAAUGGGGCUAACCAGAGUGUUAAUGACAAGCUGAGGUCCCUGGUGGGGUGGAAGUCCAGUGGUCCAAACCAGGAGUAUGGUCACGAGGCAGAGGUUAUCGAGUCUCGCACCCUGGCCCUGGCUCGCUCCCUCACCACCCAGCUCCAAACCACGUGUCUGGGCCUCGUCUCCAGUCUCCAGGGCCUUCCCAGCCACGUCCAGCAUGAGGCGCUCUCCCUUGGCCGCUCUGCCACACACGUCUACAACAGCUUCAGCAAAGCCAAAGCGCUGAGAGACCUGCCAGAUAGUGUGCUAACCAGCAGCAAAGCGCAUCUGAGUGAAAUGAAAAACUCCCUGGACAAGGUCAUGGAUUACCUGGUCAAUAACACCCCACUCAACUGGCUGGUCGGUCCUUUCUAUCCCCGCAUGGAUCCAGAGUCGCAUUCCAGCCGCUGCACACAAGCUCCGUGCUCCGGCUCUCCCUCCGCCCAGACACACCGAGAGGAGCCCAUGGAGGUCGAGAUGCAGUCACUUGACUCGCAGCAGCAGCAGUAGUUCUUCAGUUUUAUGUUCUAACAAUCUUCUUUGUAGGACAUUUUAAAAAAUGUGGAAUGUACUAGGGAUAAAAGCUUAAUCCUCCCCAUCUCAAACAUUUUUUUUGAAAUCAUGAGGUGUCAAAAUGUGCAGUUUUCAAACUGAGACAUGAAUGUUAAAGCUUAUUUUUUGCUACUUUUUCCACAUAAACUUGACUGGAAUCAGA
Molecule: messenger RNA, 1603 nt
Organism: Labrus bergylta (ballan wrasse)
Lineage: Eukaryota; Metazoa; Chordata; Actinopteri; Labriformes; Labridae
Gene: plin2
Product: perilipin 2
Biological process (GO): positive regulation of triglyceride storage; lipid storage
Cellular component (GO): cytosol; lipid droplet
Source: RefSeq, a predicted model, not a curated record